AUGGCACAUAUCUUCGAGCUAGCAGAGUCACUCUCGUCCGCGCCGAACUACGUGAAUGGCGUCAAAACCAGCGAUCAAAGAAAAUUCCCUACUAGUGAUGUCUUCGGCGGUUUCAAUUCACCCUCGCGGUUAGAAGCCGAUGUCGAAAAUCUCGAGGUCACUGGUGUGAUUCCCAAAGACAUUGAUGGGACUUUCUUCCGUGUGCAGCCAGACCAUCGUUUCCCGCCUGUCUACGACUCGGAUAUCCAUUUCAACGGUGAUGGCAACGUCACUGCUAUCAUGAUUCGGAAUGGAGGUGCGAGUUUCAAACAGCGCUAUGUGCACACGGAUCGAUACGAAGUCGAAUCGCAGCAUGGCAAGGCUUUGUUCGGAAAAUACCGCAAUCCGUAUACCGAUAAUGAAGCUGUUAGAGGGGUGAUUCGCACGGCGGCGAAUACCAAUAUCUUCUUCUGGAGAGGGAUGCUGUUGGCAACUAAAGAGGAUGGUCCGCCGUAUGCGAUGGACCCGGAGACGCUGGAGACGAUUGGACGAUAUGAUUUCGAAGGACAGGUGUUGAGUCCGACUUUCACUGCACACCCCAAGUUUGAUCCCAGUACUGGGGAGAUGGUCUGUUAUGGAUAUGAGGCCGGCGGAAAUGGCAAUGAUGGAUCGCGCGAUAUCGUCGUGUACACCAUCAAUGCCGACGGUGUCAAGACCGAGGAAUGCUGGUACCAGGCCCCCUUUUGCGGUAUUAUCCAUGACUGUGGAGUUAGCAAAAACUGGGUCGUGCUCCCAAUGACUCCCUUGAAAUGCGACAAGGCGAGAUUAGCAAGAGGUGAAAAUCACUGGGCCUGGGAUGCGAACGAAGAUCAGUGGUAUGGACUUGUUCCCCGACGAGGAGGCAAACCAGAGGAUAUCCGUUGGUUCCGCUCGAAAAAUGCAUUCCAGGGCCACACUGCCAGCUGCUACGAGACCGAUGACGGCAAGGUCGUCUUCGACCUGACCAUCGCCGACGGAAACGUGUUCUUCUUCUUCCCUUCGGCAGAUACACCCGCCGGAACAGUGAACCAGCGCAAUAAACUCCAAAACAAGACGACGCGCUGGGUCUUCGAUCCUGCCGCGCCUACUAACUCUUGGGUCGAGCCCGAACAAGAACUCGAUACGCUAUCUGGCGAAUUCUCUCGCAUCGACGAACGCUUGGCAACAAUGAAAUAUAACCAUUACUGGCAAGUCAACAUCGACGGCUCGAAGCCAUAUGAUGCAGCGCGCUGCGGGUCUCCGGCCGGUGGCCUCUUCAACACCAUUGCUCACUUCACCUGGGACGGAUCAGUUUGGGAUACGUUCUGGGCUGGGCCGCGGGCGACAUUCCAAGAACCGUCGUUUAUUCCUCGCUCUGGCAGUACGAAGGAAGGUGAUGGGUAUAUUAUUGCGUUGUUGAAUCAUUUGGAUGUGCUAAGGAAUGAUGUUUGUAUUUUUGAUGCGCAGAAGAUUUCACAGGGGCCAAUUGCUGUGCUUCAUUUGCCGUUUAAGCUGCGCCUUGGAUUGCAUGGGAAUUUUGUUGAGACAAGGGAGAUUGAAGAGUGGAAGAAUAGGAGGUCAUCGAGUCUUGGACCGGUGAAGCCGGCGAAUGCCCCGUUGCCGUGGCAGAAGAGGGAGUUGGUGAAAGCAGGUGGGAAGCUUUAG
Messenger RNA from Penicillium paradoxum, 1662 nucleotides. RefSeq names its product carotenoid oxygenase family protein. The transcript is spliced from 3 exons. The record is from RefSeq and is a predicted model, not a curated record. Gene Ontology annotation, biological process: carotene catabolic process. Gene Ontology annotation, molecular function: carotenoid dioxygenase activity. Bases 1 to 1662 code for a protein of 553 amino acids. Lineage: Eukaryota; Fungi; Ascomycota; Eurotiomycetes; Eurotiales; Aspergillaceae.